Molecule: messenger RNA, 516 nt
Organism: Diversispora eburnea
Lineage: Eukaryota; Fungi; Glomeromycota; Glomeromycetes; Diversisporales; Diversisporaceae
Source: the annotation of a GenBank genome assembly
AUGGAUAAUCCUUUAGAAGAAAUUUAUCAAUUGUUUUAUAACAUUUUAGUUGAUCCUGAUAAAUCUUUAAUAGAGAAAGAAUUCAAUAGAUGCUUUGCUCCCGAUUUAGAAUUUAAGCAUUUUUUAGUAUUUGUUCCUCCUAAAAAAGGAUCCAGAGAUUCUGUUAUUCGAGUUUUUCGAUUUUAUCGAGGAUGUUACCUUAAUAACAAUCUAGUUAUCCAUGAUAAGUGGUUCGACGAAGAAACCGGAAGGAUGGUUCUGAGUGCGACUCAAUAUCCCAAAUUUUGGUUCUUUCCGUGGACAAUCAUUCCAUUAAGACUUGUCGCCAUUUUCGAUAUAAAACAAAAUGGAGAAAAAUAUUUUAUUAGUAAACAUGAAGAUUUCUUUCAACCGGAAGUAAUAAUUGGACCAUUUUUUCCCCAUUUGGGGCCUUGGAUGGUAAACAAAUUAAAAAGAUUUUCUGUUGGCUUUUCUAUUCUUUUUAGUUAUGCUUUCGAAAUGAUUGGGUGGAGUUGA